Molecule: messenger RNA, 1165 nt
Organism: Cydia splendana
Lineage: Eukaryota; Metazoa; Arthropoda; Insecta; Lepidoptera; Tortricidae
Gene: NANS
Product: sialic acid synthase
Exons: 5
Coding region: 92-1150 (352 amino acids)
Biological process (GO): carbohydrate biosynthetic process
Molecular function (GO): N-acylneuraminate-9-phosphate synthase activity
Source: RefSeq, a predicted model, not a curated record
UGCUGGAGGUCAAUAAACCUUGACAUAUGAAUCUAGUGUUACUCUAGCCACAACCCGCUCGUGUUCUCCUAGUGUUUUAAUUUUAUGGACCAUGUCGAAUUCGGUCGAAGUUACGAUAAACCCGGACGUCAAAAUUGGCGGCGCUAACCCGUGUUUCAUUAUAGCAGAAGUCGGACAAAACCACCAAGGUGACAUUGAAAUAGCGAAAAAGUUGAUAAAAGCCGCAAAGGAAGCAGGCGCCAGUUGUGUCAAAUUCCAAAAAACAUGCCUUAAAGAAAAAUUCACAAAGAAAUAUUUGGAGCGGCCGUACGAUAACGCCAACUCUUGGGGCAAAACCUAUGGCGACCACAAGAAGCACUUGGAGCUCUCGGAAAGCCAGUACAGAGAGCUGUUCAAGUAUGCGCAAGAGGUUGGCAUCUUAUGCACUGCUUCCGCCAUGGACAUGGUGUCCUUUGAUUUCCUAGUCAACAUGAAGGCACCCUUCAUCAAAAUCGGGUCCGGCGAUUCAAACAACUUGCUGUUCCUGAAAUACGCAGCCUCUAAAAAGAUCCCUCUCAUCAUCUCAACCGGGAUGGUAGACAAGACUGCAGUGAAGACUAUCUAUGACAUCAUAUCCGCGCAACACAAACAGUUCUGCCUGCUUCACUGUAUCUCAGCUUACCCUGUGCCUUUUGAGGACUGCAAUCUGACUGUACUGCAGGAUUACAAGAACACAUUCGACAUUCCCGUCGGAUACUCCGGCCAGGAGUUAGGCACGGCUGUAGCCUUAGGUGCCGUUGCGCUGGGAGCUAAGGUGCUGGAGAAGCACAUAACAUUAGACAAGAGUAUGAAAGGCACGGACCACGUGUGCUCGCUGACGCCGACAGAAUUCUCUCAGUUGGUGCGCGACGUGCGCGUCAUCGAGGCCUCGCUGGGCACGCCCAUCAAGAAGGUCGUCACCUCAGAAAUUCCAUGCAUCGACAAGCUUCAGAAGUCACUAGUGAUGGGCAGUACGAAGAACAAGGGUGAAAUCCUGUACCCCGGAGACGUUAAAAUCAAGGUCGCGGAGCCGAAAGGACUCAACGCGCUGCACUUCGAGGAUGUCAUCUACAAGACGCUAGUGUGUGACAAGAAAGAGGACGAGCCACUCCACGAGGGAGACUUCUGCUAAUUAAGCAUUCCUCGG